UGAGUUACAGAUUCACGAGUUUAAGAAGACAAGAAAAAGAAAAACAGAAGGACUCCAAUCACCCAGCAAAUAUGAAGCAGACCCCAGAAUGUGAUACAGUCCAAAGAUGUAAAUUAUUGUAAAUCAUCACUGUUGUUCAGGAUUUCACACACCACCUCUUGAGCCAAUUUUGCUCACUUCUCCACAGACACAAUAAUGAACCAAAUAAAAGGAGGCACCAAAAAUAUAGGAGGGGGGGAUAGAAAAGAAAGCCCCCAACUGCAGAGCUCUGCUCCACAGACGCUUAACCUUACAGGAGUUUGGGCUCCUUCAGCAUUUGUAUUCUAUCCAAAUCCUCAUGAGUCACAAAAAUUAAAAAGCUAUAUCCUUCUGGAUGCCAGGAAGGGCCUUACCACAAGCCUUUUGUCAGAGGGAGAGAGAGAAAGAGAGAGCAUGAGCAAGGGGGGGAAGCCACAGUGGAAGGCAGUCCCACUUGACUGAGUGCUGUGAGGUCACAAACCACAUGAUUCUGUCUCUCCAGUAAUAGUGCUUGCAAAAAAAAGGACUUUGAAAGCUUUUGCUUUUUUGGAUUGUGUGAAUGCUUCAUUCGCCUCACAAACAACCACAGAACCACAAGUGCGGUGCAAACUUUCUCCAGGAGGACAGCAAGAAGUCUCUGGUUUUUAAAUGGUUAAUCUCCGCAGGUCCCUACCAGCCACCGAGACCAACAGAGUCAUUUAAGGCUGCAAGCAGAAUUUACAACAGAGGGUACAAGUUCUAUCUGAAAAAAAGGAGGGACUAUGGCAUCAAACAGCCUCUUCAGCACAGUGACACCAUGUCAGCAAAACUUCUUCUGGGAAAAAUUCUAAUAAUGAUGUUGCAGUAUUCCACAGAACUUUCCAUUGAUAUGGACAUAUUUUUAUAUAGAGGUAUGUAUUUGCCACAUAUAUACAACUUCAAUUUCUUUCAAUUAUGAAAAUUUUAAUAUGUAGUAUAUGAAUUUGCCUGGGCAUAGGCAUGCAUAUACAUAAGUGACUAGAGAAACUUGGGAUAAUAACUGUA
Molecule: messenger RNA, 1041 nt
Organism: Odocoileus virginianus texanus
Lineage: Eukaryota; Metazoa; Chordata; Mammalia; Artiodactyla; Cervidae
Source: RefSeq, a predicted model, not a curated record